GUGGAAGGGAGGCCGACUUUGCGGACAUAGGCAUCCGUGAUGAAGUUGUCGGUGGCACCAAUGUCGAGAAGGGUCCGGAACUUCACCGUCGAUGCUCCAAAGGAUACGGCGACGAACUUGAGCUGGAACUGGGCGGUUCUAGCACAAACGGAGGAGAUCAUGGCGUUGAGGUGGCGCUGCACGAGGCCUAAUCUAACAAGCCGAGUGUGUCGGUUUUGUUCCUCAACGAGAUCGGAGAAAGUGAUGGUGGAGGGGUUGGGGAGGAGGGUAGUGGAACAUGUGGCCGUGGGGUGCUCAGUCAACGGAAUAGAGGACGUCGUCGAGAGGAGGGCAGGCGGAGUAGACUGCGACGCCUGGGGGGUGUCCAGUGUGAAAGUCUUCGCCGAGGGAGGGAUUGGCAGACGAAUUGUUGAUGCCAGGACAUGGCUACAAGGGGCGGGGGGACAGUGCUUAAGAGGAGGAGGGUCCAGAGGCCGCGGUGGAGGAGGAGGAAGUGGAUGUGGGAGGGCUGGAUCCGGUGGGGUGGGAAGUCUGGUGGGUGGAGAGGCCAGCCUUGGGGCAAUUGGUUUGUUGAUGCCCCAGCUGGCGACAACGGAAACAACCGCCGUUGGUCUGAAGGAAGGUGCGUUCGGCGGGGGUGAGCUUCUUGAGACGAGGGGGUUGGGGGGAGGAGGAAAGUUGGGAGGCCAGGCGUUGUCGUUCCAUCCUCAUGAGAUGGACAGCCUGGAAGUCUUCCUCCGUGAAUUGGGCUGGGUCAAGGGACUCGGGAGAGGAGUCAAAGUCGUCGUCGGAGGGGACGGCGCCUUGGAGGCGGGAGGUUGCGGUGGGGAGCCAAUGAGCGAGGGGCAUGUUGUGGAGGUCGAAAGCAUUUUGGACUUGAGAGAGGAAAAGGAAGACGUCCUCGUGGGGGAGGCCGGAGAACGUCGAGAUAUCGGUGGCGCGGAAGGAGCGGGGAAUGUCCCCGUUGCGGGGAACGAUGCAAGCGAGGUUGUUGAAGUUGCGGUCGUCAGGAGAGGUGUCGUAGUAGGUGUGAUCCUAACUGCGGUCACCAAGGAGGUAGCAAGAAGGAUGUCGGGGUAUGGCGAGGUAAACACCCGAAAGGACUUGGGAGAUCAAGGCGGCAAGGGUGACGGAGUGUUGACGUGGCACGACAUCGAUGAAGAUCUCGGCGAGAAACGCCGGGGGGAGAUCACGGCGGCGACGAUGGUCCAGGUGGCGAUGAUCACGGCGGCGAUGAAGAUCACAGCGGCGUCGAAGGUCUUCAGCGGCGAUGGAGGGAGCAACCAGCUCCGAUACCAAUUGUGGAAAGGGGUUGCAUCUGGGGGAAAGGUGGGAGGAAGGUUGUAUUGCUUGUACUUGACUGGGUCAACCAAAGGCUGUGAGAGUCUCCAUAAGAUUGGAGGGCUCAGUGCUAUGUUUAUUUUCGAUUGUAUGAAGGACUAUACAGAAGCUAGCCAGUAUGCUAUGGCUACAAGCAGUGUUAGCCACAACGUCAGCGGUUUGGUUAGUGGCGAAAGGAAUGGAGAUAUCUACCGUAUGUCCAAGAUGCAGGUGGGGGUGGGAGACCUCGAGACACCUAUGGCUUACUUGCCCUGCGUCAAGGCGUAUCUGGGAUUGGUGGAUGCAACACUGGUCAGACGAAUGGAUCUUGAUAGGCUGCAUUGGAGGGAAUCAGGACUGGAAAUAUGUGGCCCAGAUAGCAAGAGCAGAAAUCAUGAAGACAAUCUGGGAGGAUAGAAACAACCAACUGUUUCGAAGUCAGUGCAUGUCCGACAUACAGAUCAAGAAACAAAUCAUGGCGGAUUUG
Chara braunii is the source of this 1807-nucleotide messenger RNA. Lineage: Eukaryota; Viridiplantae; Streptophyta; Charophyceae; Charales; Characeae. The record is from the annotation of a GenBank genome assembly.